GUCCUUUACCACAGUACCUGCAUGAGGUGUAGACUUCUGUGUGCACCAUAGAGCAUCAUAGACCUACAUUCACGGGUGGCGAGGAUUGAUGUUCUUUGCGCCUUAGCUUCAGUUGUUCAGUGCGCUCCGCGAGACGCCUGAUUGAGGAGCUAUCCAACGCAGAAUCACACUUAAACAAGACUGUUCUUCAUACAUAUACACUGGAUAGAGGCGAACUCACUACACAUGGAAGAUAAUCCGAAGAACUCCGAGAGGAAUGCUGAAGUUUGGGAACUUCUGAAAUGCGUUUGGAAACCACGAACCUCUCAGAGUCUGGGGAUCUGAGGGACACGCGGACAUGACUCUUGAAGGCUGUUUUGUUGCUCACUGAGAAUCUGUUGAGCAUGUUUAAUGUCUUUCUGACGUUUUAAAUGGAUUGGUUUCCUAUGAGGGAUGGAAAGAGACACAAAUGCACCUUGGAACUGAAGAGGAUGGAGUGCAGUUCAUAGUAACAUAUCAAAAGUGGUGCAUUGCAAAACAUUGUAAAAACUCUUUAUUAAUAUUUUUACGAAGUCAUGCUGAUUCGAAGCCAAGCUCUACGGUGGGCCGUUUUUUUGACACUUUGUCUUCUCUUGGUGAAGGGCUUCCCUGCAAAAGGACGCAAAGCAAAUCACAUCAAGAGCAAGAGUGCUACAUCUUUAGAGGUCAGAGGUCACAGCGGCUCCAAAGAUGUCAGACAGUCGCUACAGGACAUUCAGCGGUGGAACCAACUUAGGAGUGCGCCGCCUUCGCCUCGACGUCAUAAGAGGAGAUGGUCGCAGAUUCGCUCAGAGGGAGUCCUUCCCAAACCUGCUCCACAGGAAGAUGAACCCUUCAUUUUAGACCUGAAAAACUUUCCCGACCUUGCCAACGCAAACCUGGGCUCCCAAAACCCCAACAUUCAAGUUACCAUUGAGGUUGUGGACAACCCACAGAUGGAGGUUGAGAUGGAUCUGGCCAAGGAGAGCAGGAAUGACUGGUCUUUGAGUUCGGAAGAGUGGCUGGGCCAUAAAAAGCUCUUCUGGCCACUGUUCUGGGAAUACCAUGACUCCAGUCAAGAAGGUCCCGGGCAAGGCAGUCUGGAGGAAAACGAGGGGGACCUCAGCUACGAGGGAGAAGAUUCCCUUUUGAGCGGUGUGGGUACAGACUGGAACAGACGAUGGAAGGGCUGGGACUCCAUGGACAAUUACGAAUAUGAGGAGGAAGAAUGGAGCGACUGGUCACCAUGCAGUGUCACCUGUGGACACGGGAAUCAGAAGAGGAUUCGUUCGUGUGGCUACGCCUGCACUGCCACGGAAUCACGGACAUGCGACUUAGAGCGUUGUCCUGAUGACAUAGUUCCUGUGACCGAACUGGCUCCUCACGAGGUGGCAAACAGCUCAGAGCUUUUUGACACAGAUGUUGACAGCUGUGAGAAGUGGCUUAACUGCAAGAACGACUUCCUCCAGAAAUACCUACACCAGGUCCUGACCGAAUUGCCUAACUGCCCUUGCAUCUACCCAUCCGAGGUGGUCUACAGUGCUGUCAACAUCUUCGAUAGGAAGUUGCAAAAGACCUAUCGCUGGCGAGAUGCCAGCGGACCCAAAGAGAGGCUGGACAUCUACAAGCCGUCUGCGAGGUUCUGCGUUCGCUCGAUGCUCUCUUUCGACAGCACCACAUUGGCUGCACAGCACUGCUGUUACGACGAUCACAUGAAGCUCAUCACUCGAGGCAAAGGCGCCGGAGCACCCAACCUCAUCAGCACAGAGUUCUCCCCGGAACUUCAUUACAAAGUGGACGUGCUCCCGUGGAUCCUGUGUAAAGGGGACUGGAGCCGCUUUCAUUCGGUUCGGCCUCCCAAUAACGGUCUACAGUGUGUCGAGAACCCGCAGGAAGACGUCUACAUGAAUGAACUGGAAGAGGCCAGGGAGUACUGAUCCAAGGAAAACUGGAUUUCAAAUAUUAUUGGCACUCCACCAGUCUUGAAGGCAAUAAAAGCCUCCUACUUUCUAAUUCGGCGGCAGUUCUACAGAUAUUGACUCUCAUUGGUCAAACUAUUUAGCUGACACUAAAUGGAGCUGUAGAGAGAGAUUCGUCUGAAGACUAAAGCUUAGAUACUGUCACUGUGUACAGCUCCACUGCAACUGGUCCAAAGUCUAGAUCUGGAUUGGAAGACCAUGAUGCAAUUUUCUCUGUUGUUUCUUCUUUGACGUUACGUGCGUGCUCCAAACAAAGUUCAGCGACAGUUCUUCAAUGGCAUUCUCUGGAACAAGUUCACUGUAUUUGCAUUGGAUGCAUGUUUGUUUUCCUUCAGCGUCCUCAAAGACUCUGAUCCACCAUUUAAGGAAUUCCAGUAAAGCUGCUAGAAUUUCGAGAUAUUCAAAAAUGCAACAGAAUGCUGAUUUUGUUGUCUUUAAGCCUGAAGCUCACUCCUGGCCUCGCUUCAACCCGUGCAAGAUCAGUCCAAACAAAUCAAACAAAAGCCACACAAUUCACAAACCAAUUCAACUCUUUAGAGCUUGUAUAAUGUUACGCCGAAUGUGUCAUUGGACAGAUAUUUAUGCAGGAUCAUUUGACCUAUCUUUUAGCACAUAACUGUCGCGGAACGACAUUGGGGAGUCUGAGAAACUUUAGGAAACCAUUUUUUGAACUUGCCUUUGAGAAGACGUCCCUCAGCAAUGGGAGGCUUGUUUUUUAAAAUCUGAGGUAUAAUUGGAUCCCAUUCUGUUUUCUUUUUUGCCUUUCAACACAACUCAGCUUUGUACUGAAUGCAAUAUGAGACAGCCGCCUAACACCAGUGUAGGGGGCUGUCAGAGCUCAGUUGAUGGAUUGAAGUCUUCCUCUAAAGGUGAGGUGAAGGUGACACUUUUUGUAAACGAACAUAUCUUUAAAUACAAUGGCUCUUUCAGUGUCUCUGUUCAUCCUUGAGUCCCGAUUAAAGCCUGGAGGCUCACAAGGGAUGUAGUUUGAAGGACCUAAGCCGCCCUUUUCAGCACAAGUGUUAUCGUGAUCUCUUUGUGAGAUGUUGACAUGGAAUGCUGGUGAUUUGAUUCCUAAAUUCUCAGUGACAGAUGACUGUUCCAUGUAGCAAUGAACACACCCACCUUGUGAUUUUAAGCACAGUUCUAUCAAAUCUGCUUUAUACUUUUUUCCUAGAAAAAUGAAUAAGAAUACAGUAUUUGCAUGGAUUACUGUUGAAGCUGUUACUAAAAGGUGCAUUGUUCAAAUCCCAGGAUGGAGACUGCAAGGUAAAGACUUCUACAGGUUUUCAAUGCUGUUGUCAUCAAGGGAUUUUUGAUACAAAACCAUUAUGCAAUUGCCGUUUUCGCUGUGAAUUGGAUCAAGCAAUAUUUUUGUGAUUUAAAACUCCAAUUAUCAGUGCACUCGUCCAGAAGCUUGCACACGGUUCAUACUUGGUUCAUCUCAAGAUCUACAUUCCUGUAAAGUUUAGUUAUAACUCUAAACUUCUGAACUGAAAAAGAUUAUCUUCUGAAAAAGGUAAUCAUGGCUUGAAAAAUACAGAUAGACUGCAGCUAACACUAAACUCUGCAGAAAACUAAGCCAAGCACAUUAGCAUCACUUAUGAUCCCUGUCAGACCUGAGCAAAACCGUAAAGAUAUUUUCAUUGAGAUAACAGUAAAUGGCAACUAUGAAAACAUCAUUCAGUCCAGCUGUAAGAACUUUGGAAACAUUCAAAUAUCCUGCUCUUUGUGGUGGUAUAUUUACUUCAAAUAUUACAGACAUAUUUUUUUUUGGUAUUUGUGGUAUUUGGUAUAAUUACAUUUUAGCAAAAGUCAAAAAACUUUGCAUACAAUUCACUGUAGUUUCCAGCUGAAAUGAACACUAGAGGCUGUAAUACACCAACAGCCUUUAUUCCUUUUAACCUUUCCUUUUAUUGAUUAAUAUUGACUUAACAUUGCCAUAUUCAUGUUCAUGGAAGUUUUAUGAAAUGUGCAAGAAGCAACGCAAUAUCAUUUUGCAGAAAUGUCGCUACAGGUAUGUAUUUCCAAUGGUUCUGACUAGUAAAUCAAGUAAAUCUCAAUGUCUACAUGCCCAAGUUUUGACUUUGGCUUUGUGUCACAAUAUUAUAUUUUCAGUAAAUAAACUGAUGAAUGAGGGUAUUUUGAUUGGAAAGGGGAUCUUUGUCCCUUUUUUUUUCUAAUUUGCAAUACUGUCUAUUGAAGUUUACGAAUAAUACACUAUUUUCUAGGUACAUUUGAUAGUAACAGUUCACCUUUCAGAGCUUCAAAUAGAAAGGCACUUUAUUUAAAUAUCAAUAAUGGAAUAUAUGUACUAUGUGUAUAUAAUCGUAUAUUGAAUUAAACUUGUAUAAUUUACUGAUUUAAAACAAAUUAUGUUAUUGUAAGAGGAUAAAUAACAAAUGCUGCAUUUUUCAAGAAUAUUGUAUUUAAUGUAAAAUUUUGGCAUGUCAUUUUUAACUUCAGAUUUAUCCUUGUACAGUAUUUAUUGCUUUUGAUUUUGUAACACAUUGUUAUUAAGUGGAUAAUCAAAUAAUUCUAUGCACUAUAUAAAUCUGAGUUAUUUUCGAUUUCUGGUCUGUGAAAAGGAAAGUGCCAUACCACACACCGUUCUACUUCAAUAAUGUUUCUAAAGUCAUCUUUUGUUGUAUUAAACACUCUUUGGCCAGAUAUAAUAAAUGUAACUUUGAUAA
Messenger RNA from Pimephales promelas (fathead minnow), 4669 nucleotides. It is a transcript of the gene ism2a, whose product is annotated as isthmin 2a. Lineage: Eukaryota; Metazoa; Chordata; Actinopteri; Cypriniformes; Leuciscidae. The record is from RefSeq and is a predicted model, not a curated record.